AAAAACAAAGAUUAAUAUAGUUCUAAUUAAGUUAUUGUGAUUCUAAUUAUGACUCCUAUUAUUAUUAUAGUUGCGUUUUUAAAUGAUUUUAUUAAUAUCAGAAAGAAAUCAAAGCAUAUAUUAUCAUUUCUUUUAAUAGGGCUUUCACUCGAAUACUAUCUUUAAGCAUUUCAAGAAAAUGAUUCAUACUCUUUAUCUUCAUUUUAAUUCAGUUAUUUUAUAAUUACAAUUAUUAAGGAGCAUUAUUUGAUCUAAAACUCUAAUCUACAAAUAUUGUAAAUUAUGUUCGUGAUACUGUAUAUGACUUCCAGAAUUUUUAUCAGUUAAAUUAGAGAUCAAAGUAUUUUUUGUAAAAUUAUGAUAUGCAUUUUCACUCCUUUUAUAGGCUUUCAAAGGUAAAUUCUAAAUACAAAUGAAUAAAUUUAGGUAGGAGGAGAGUAAAUUAGAAAAUAGUAAUCAAAUAGCAAUAUAUAAAAUUUUACUCCGCUCAAAAAUAGUGAGAAAUAAAAUAUUAGUAGAAAAUAAGCUUAAAAAUUAAAAAAUAAAAUAACAAUCAACACUUCUACUUACAGAAACUAGAAUUAAGUGGAUUUAUCUUUUAAUAAAUAUCUUUCAACUUAUAUGGUACACUAAGAUGAAACAAAAAAUAAAGAGAUUGAUUUUGAAGGUUUAGUAUUGGCUUAGUCUAUUCUUUAAAGCUUACAAACAGGAAUUAUUAUGAUUAAUAAUGAAUUUAAAAUAGAAUUCUGUAAUUAAGAAAUGAAGAAGUUUUUUUAAGUUUAAGACAAGCAAACUAUUUUAGAAAAUUUAAUGGAAAUUAAGUUGAAAGGAUAAGAAAAUAUACAAAAUUAAACUCAUUUUAGCAGCAACAAACAUUUCAUACAUUCAAAUAGUUAUUAAGAUCUUCGUCAAAAUAAUAAAGAUAGUGCAAGUAGUAUAUAAAAUAAUAAUAAUGAGCAAUCCUAAUUUAAAAAGAAAUAUGGGACAGUUUCUUCAUAUAGCACUACUAGCUAAAUCAGAAAGAUAUCAGUUGAAAAAAAAGGAAGAUUAAGCCUUCAUAAAUAUCCGAAUAGAAAUACUUUGACACAGAAUCCUACAAAAGAUAAUCAAAAUAAAUAAGUAAUAAUUGAUAUUUAAAGUAUUAAUAGAAAAAAAGAUUACAGUCUCAGUUAAAAUAAUUCUCUUAAUUUCAAAUAAAUCGAAGAAAGACCAAGUUUAGAAAAAAAUUAGUAUAGUAAUUGCAAAAACAUAGAAAGUGCUUAAGAUGAUUUAAUUAUCAGUUUUUCUAAUUUAUCUCAAAUGGGUUUAAAACAAGGUAGGUUUUAAGAAUUUUAAAAUGCAAUUUAAAGCAAUGAAUUCUAAACGAAGGUAGAUAAUGGAAAUUCUGAUAAAAGUAACUCAAAUGUGACUGAAUAUAAUUUUAAAAAAUGCAUCAUUCCUCAAAAGGUUUUGUAAAUAUUUGAAUAAGAAGAUGUUUAUAUGUAUGAUCUUAUCAAAGUUAUAUUUGAGCAGUAAGAUAGAGCUUAUUUUAAUAAUUGUUACAGCUAAAACGAUCUACAAGAAAAUUUUAAUAGAUUUGACUCCUAAGAUUUUAAAAACAAGACUGAAAAUUUUUUAAAAAAUAAUAAAACCAACAACCUAAACUAAAACCAAAACCCAAAGUAAACAACUGAUUUAUAAAAUCAUAGAUGUAUCUCUUAUUAUAUAGAUAAAAAUAGCUUGAUUGUGAACUUAAAAUAGAGCUAUUAAUAUGAAGUCAAAUAUAUCCAAAUCAGAAUUGGUUUUUACAUUCACAAAUAAAAUUUUGAAUGGAAUACAUAAAGCUUUGUUAUAAUUGAAGUAUUAGAAUUAGAUUAGCUCACCCUAAAUUUGUAAGAAAAAGAAAUCUCUGAUUACAAAAAUAGGAUGCUGGCUUCUGUUUCUCAUGAACUAAGAACUCCUCUUAACUGUUCUAUUCAGAUGCUAAAUAUGCUUUUCGAUAAAUUUAAUUAACACAGCUCAACUUAUAGCAAUCAAGAAAUAACUGAGAUCAAUUAGAGUCUUGUUAAACCAGCACUUAUUUCUAAUCAGCUAUUAAUAAAUAUUAUAAAUGAUAUUUUGGAUUAUGCUUAAAUUAAUGCAGGAUAUUUUAAAUUGGUAUUUGCUUUAUUUUCUCUGUUUGAAGUAGUCACUGAAUGUGCUGAACUUAUGAAUUUUUAAGCUGCUUAAAAAGGACUCUCUUUUGAGCUUUAUUUCGAUUCAAACUUACCUGAAUACAUCAAUUCGGAUUAAAAUCGCAUCAAAUAGGUUCUAUUGAAUUUAUUAAGCAAUUCUCUUAAAUUUACUGAUAAAGGAUAUAUUGAGAUUAGGGUGACUUCUCUCAAUUCAAAUUUAAUAAAAAUUGAUGUAAAAGACACUGGAUGUGGUAUCCCUUAGGAUAAUCUAAAUAAGAUUUUUGAAAGCUUUGGAAACAAAUAACAUUCUAAGUUCUUAAAUACCCAAGGAGCGGGGCUAGGCUUAAGUGUUGCAAAUAACUUGGCAAUGGGUUUAGGUGGAAAUAGAAAAAUAGAAGUCAAGUCAAAAGUUAAUGAAGGAACAUGCUUCUCAUUUUUUAUACUUAACAGAGAUUCCAAUAAACAAGGUUGUGAAAUAAAAUUGAAAGAUGUCUUUAACAGGAGGUUAGUAAAAUGGGAAUCAAUAAACGAAAAUACACUUUUAAAAGCAAUGUCAUUUAAUAAUUAAAAGAAUUUUUAAUAAUAGUAAAUAGUAAUUAGAAACAAUAUAACGAAUAGUCUAAAAAAUUAAUCUAAAACAGACAAUUUAGAUAGAACUUCUAGUCUCAGUAGCAUUAAAAUAAGGAGUAGUGUUAAUUAUGUUAAUUCGGAUUUGUAAUAAGAGUUUAUUUCUUUUUCUAUGAGACCUAGUUAGAUUAUAUACAGUUCUAAUGAAUCACCUAAAAAUAGAGUUCUACCUUCAUUUUUAGGUUUUCCACAAGGUUUUUCUAAUUUGAAUAACGACUUAAGCUCUCCUGUAAAUAAGCCUAAUAAUUUCAACUAGGCAAUUUUUAAAAAUAUAAGGACCUAAGAGAGCUUUACUCAAUAAAUUUCAUUACAUAACUCAAGCAAUAACAAUAACAGCAACUAAUUAUAAUAAUAGUAGUAAUAAUAAUAAUAGCAACAACAACCACAAUUACAAUAAUAAAAUAUUUUAUUUGUGUAAUAGUAAUAACCAUCAUUAUUUUAAUUGAUAAAUUAAAAAACGAAACCUCAUAAAAAAAUGAAUAAAACUCUAAGCAUAAAUGAAAAUCAAUAUACAUUUGAGCAAUCUGAAACUAGUGAAAAUCAAAUAACUUAGCAAUCAAUUUAUUAGUACCAAGCACCUAAUAAAAGUAUAGACGCGAAUACUCGAAUGAUUACUGAGUCAUGCUAAAUUAUAGAAGAUUAGUAAAUAAAUAAAAAUGAAAUUUAAGAUUAGAUCAUUUUUAAAGCAAGUAAGAGCUAAAAUUUUGAUUAAAUCGAAAGCUUGUAAACAGAUGAUUAAUUUUAUUUAACAAACCAGAAUUUAAAUCCUCUAACAAUUAACGAUGAUUUUACUUAAUAAGACAAAUUAUAAAAUGGUCAUAUGAGUGAUAGCAGCACAUAAUUAGAUAAUAAGAAAAUAUCUUUAUAGAUGGUAAAAGACAUUAUAAGUAAAAGAGAUAUACAUAACUCGAGAGAUGAAAAGUUAAAGUAAAAUACAAGUCUACAAAAGCAUAUAAACAAGCAAAAUAAUCCAAAUAUCAAACCUGAUAUUGCAACUUAAAUAAAGUCGAUUUAGUGGAAAUGUGAAUGUCCUAAAAUCUUAGCUGUAGAUGAUAAUGAUUUCAAUUUAUAUACAAUAUAAAUUAGACUAUAACAGUAUGCUAUCCGCAUAGAUAAAGCUUCAUCAGGUUAAAUAGCAAUCGAUAAGUGCAAAUAGAUGUAUAUAUAAAAUAAUUGUUGUUAAAAGUAUGCCGCUAUACUCAUGGAUAUUGAUAUGCCAAUUAAAGAUGGACACUAAACUACAUAAGAAAUUAUUGAGUUUUAUAAUUCCUAUAAUUUAAAAAUUCCAAUGAUUUCUGCAUGCUCGGCUUAUGUUUAAGAAAGUGAAAAAAAAAAAGCUCUAUAAUCUGGGAUGUAAUUUUACAUAACAAAACCAAUUUAAACUAGCUAGUUAGAGUAGUUUUUAGAGAAAGCAUUUUCAGAUUAUUUUUGA
Molecule: messenger RNA, 4212 nt
Organism: Tetrahymena thermophila SB210
Lineage: Eukaryota; Ciliophora; Oligohymenophorea; Hymenostomatida; Tetrahymenidae
Product: ATPase, histidine kinase-, DNA gyrase B
Exons: 1
Biological process (GO): phosphorylation; phosphorelay signal transduction system
Molecular function (GO): phosphorelay sensor kinase activity
Source: RefSeq, a predicted model, not a curated record